AUGAGAGCUUUUAUGAAUCAGAAGAGUGCCAACUCAAACAAUGACAACAAGGGAUCUUCAUCCAUACCUACAACAACUGUUUUUUCCAAUGAUUCCAAUCUUCUACAAUCCAUUUACUUUUCUCAUAUGCAACAAAAUUUAUUAUUGCUGGAAGAGGAUGAAACACCGAUGAGUGCUUACUCUCAUUUACCAUCAUCAAGUAGUAAUAAUAAUAAUAACACCAACAAUAAUAAUAAUGGUAGUAACAAUAAUACAGAUCCUUCACCUCCUCUGGAUGGAUCCAAUAAUUUAAAUCAACAACAGCAACAAUAUAAUUUUGUGGAUUUGGAUGGCUUUGGCUCGGUGGGACCACUCUCCCAAUUCGACAUUCCUCUCUCCAUCAAUAUUACAGGAUAUCAAUUAACACACAAGGAAGAGAAAAAACAAAGAGAACGAGAAUUGAAACGAGAAGCUGCCCGAUUGAAAAAACAAAUGGAAAGCAGGAAGACUGCUGUACUUCGGGACGAAUCUGAUGAGAUGGAAAAACGUAUGAAGUAUGAUGGAUUAUCAUUCUUCAGAAAUGGAUUCAUGAUAUUCACAAACAGCAGUGAAACUGAGCUGGAUGAGGGAUCGGACCGAGGUCGACCAAGCUUUGCAUCACAAGACGGUUCAAGUUUAUUUGAUGAAGGAGCAGGAAUAACUACUGACAUCAUGUAUGGUGAAUAUCAACAGCAAGAGGAUGAAGCUGCCCAUGACGAGGUUGAUUUAUUGGAGCAACAAUUAAUUUAUUUCUAUCCCAAUACUGUGGAAAAACGUUCACAGUUGAAUAUUGUGGGAUUUAUUCAAUCAUUUUUAAUUUUCUCAGAUUCGUUUGCUCCUCUCAUACCUGACACAUUCUGUUCGGAAAGUUUUCAUGAUUUUGACUUGAUCACAAAUGGCUCUCCUUCUCCAAAUAGCAGUAGCAGCAAUUACGAGCAUACAGAAUCUCUUUUGAGCGCCUCAUUGAAAGCUGAGGCAACUCAUUCACACAACAACAAUGCCUAUAUGAACUCAAAGGAGUGCAAUCAUCCUGUUAAUUUGAUACAAUUCAACCAUUCCAAAAUGGCAAUUGUAAGAUAUUAUAAUGUGAUUUAUUGCCUAUGUGCGCCCAUCAGUACUCCCAAUAGCAUACUUCACGAAAAUUUGAUGCACAUUCUCAACUCGUUUGCAUUUAUUUAUGGCUCCUACAAUAUUAAGGAAAUUCUAUCAAAGAAGAGUUAUAUCAAUGAGCGACAAGUUGAUAUUGACAAGGUAUCGACUGAUUUCUACGUAUCAUCUUUAGAUUGCAAAUAUGAGAGCACGAUUGAUGUCUUUGAGGAUAUUGCUGAGGGACCUUUUCCUGCUCGAUCCAUGUUUCAUGACAACAAUUUGAAAAUUCCUUGGAUAGCGUCUCCAUAUAGUCCCAUUGUUUCAAACAGCUACAAACGAAAGAAGAGCACUAACAGGUGGAACGCUGAGCAGCAACGAGUUUUGGAUGAUUUUUGCCUCCUCAUCAAAAUGUACACUGUGAGUCAACCUUUACAAUCGCCAGUCGAUGAGUCUCUUCCCAUUAAAGCCAUGACACAACGAAUUUUUCCAUUCGCCAUUCCAUACACGGAAAUACCUGAGAAAAAUAUUUUCAUUAAGGCCAUGGGGAUUUUGAAUCAACUUCAAGAUGCAUACGGUAGCAAUCGAGUUCACAUAUCACCAAGUUAUAGUUUCAGUUCUGUUGGUGUUUCACUUUCGGGUAUGGUUCAAAAGCAAUUGGAAAAUAUCAGUCAUAGAGAUGACCAUACCGAUCAAGAGAACAAUAAGCCUCGCAAGGGUUCCCUCAUUGGAUCAGCUCUCUUUUUUAUUAACGAGAGUGUCAUUGCUGUCAAUAAUUUGGACGAGCAUGUGUUGCAGUAUAUUUUAUUCCGUCUACGAUGCAUUGAAAAGAAUUUUUGCGAAUACAAGGAUAAUUUUGACGAGAGUUUUAAUGCUGAGAUUGUCUCGAGCCCAACCACUAAAGUAUUUUCUCCAUCGCCUUACUCCACAAAUGCGUCACGACAGGAUCCUUCGAGCGUGACUCCUAUACCAUUGAGGCAUUUUAAGAACACUCCGAGCACUCCAGUCACGAACAGUCAGAGUCCAAUGGCUAAACCAAUUCGAUCUAAUAGCUUUUCUAAUAAUAGUCUCAAUAAUACUCCAGGUGGUAAUAUAACUCCAAGAGGCACCCCAAGUGGAGUUAGUCCACUCGUAAGAAGUGCCACCAAAUCGGGAAGCAAUUCUUCUAAUAACUUAUUGAGAGCUACUACUACUCCAGAAGCGAGACAACGAAUGAUGGCAGCCGAUAAUUCACCUGGUGGUAUGAGCACAUUAUCCGUACAAAGUAGCACUACAAGUGUUAUUACGAGUCCAACCACGAACAGUAACGAGACGAGCGUGUUUGGAGUGAAUGCUUACAAGACAAGUGAUGAUUGGUACAUGUUUGAGACGACAUCAGUUCAAGAUUUACAAGGUUCGAAAGAUGACGAACAUGAAACAGGAAAUGUUAGAGAGAAAAUUUCUCGUAUUAAUUUGGAUUACAACUUGUUCAUCAUAUCUGGCAAAAAAGAUUCUGAAUUUAUUUUAUUGAGUGAGGAGGAUCAAAUCGAUUACACUGUCGUUUAUCUGAAUAGUGAUAAUAAGCUUAGCACGAUUAUGGAAAAACAUGUCUUGAUUACGUACAGAUAUAGAGAUUUAUCGUUGUGUACCAUUUGGAAAUUUGAAGAUACAUUUCAUUGGAGAUGUGAAUUGAACGAUUGUAUUAUUAAAAUUCGAACAGAGAUGAGACCAAUAUUGAGACAAAUUUCACGAAAAAUGGAUAGAACGAGCUAUACAAAUUUACUUCUCAUGAGAGAAGAAUCUGCUCCCUACAAACUUCAUGGAAACGUACGAUGUAAACGGCCAGCGACGACCAAUACCAUGAACAAUGCAAGUGGAAAUUCUAACAACCCAGAACAAGACUCUGCAUUUUGCCUCAUUUACGAUCAAUUCAAUAACAUGGUUACAUCUACCAACACGAGUAGCAAGACAUUCUUUGUAAAUGUGGCCAAAGCAAGAAACACAUUUUUGUCCUCAGAGCAUCAACAAGUAGAGUGGUGGAAUGAAGCUUCUCAAAAUCAUCAACAUUAUCACAAGCCAUCCAAACAAGUAUCAAAACUCUUUUUAAAGAACGACAGAGAUGGAUAUAUUUAUUCAAAACAAUUAUUUGGAGGUCAGGUUUAUUAUUACAAGCAACAACAGCAAGAUACAACCACACAACCUCCAACGAAAACAGCAGCAUACUUUUCUCUUUCCAAGCUUGAACAAUCUGUUCGAGAAUCUAUUAGGAGUGAGUUUAAGAUUAAUUUACUGUAA
Naegleria lovaniensis is the source of this 3378-nucleotide messenger RNA. RefSeq lists its product as uncharacterized. The record is from RefSeq and is a predicted model, not a curated record. The transcript has a single exon. Lineage: Eukaryota; Heterolobosea; Eutetramitea; Acrasida; Naegleriidae. Bases 1 to 3378 code for a protein of 1125 amino acids.